Molecule: messenger RNA, 5553 nt
Organism: Anastrepha obliqua
Lineage: Eukaryota; Metazoa; Arthropoda; Insecta; Diptera; Tephritidae
Exons: 17
Coding region: 1-5535 (1844 amino acids)
Source: RefSeq, a predicted model, not a curated record
AUGCUACCACUGACGCGUUCAUUCUUGAAUGAAUUCUCAACCGUCGCUGUUGAAGCGGUGCUGGGCCGCACAGCCACGUUGCCAUGUGACAUUGAGCCGGAAGCGAAGGAUGACAGAGUUUAUAUGGUGUUGUGGUUUCGUGAGAGCGCUGGCAAACCACUUUACAGCUUCGAUGUUCGGGGGAGAGCCUUCGAAAAGGCGUUGUAUUGGUCAGAUACAAAUUCCUUUGGACCACGCGCUUAUUUUGUGACGAAUAAACAACCUGCAAAACUGACAGUCGAAAACAUUCAAUUGGAUGAUGAAGGCGUGUACAGAUGUCGCGUCGAUUUUCAGAAUUCUCCCACACGUAAUCAUAGAAUUAAUUUAACGGUUAUUGUUCCUCCACAUCAAAUACUGGUUUAUGAUGCCUCUGGACGUGAUGUUGCCGGUGCUGUGGGCCCACUGCUUGAGGGUGACAACAUUGUGUUGACAUGUGAAGUGCGUGGCGGGCGCCCAGAACCUAUUGUCACUUGGCUAAAUGGCACCCGGCAAUUGGAGUCAGGGAAUGGUGUUUCUAUGGGUCGGCACGUGACUGUGAAUCGUUUGGAGGUGCCGCAUAUCUCACGUUCGGCAUUGAACAAUACAUAUCGCUGCCAAGCUUCGAAUACGAAGUUGGUGCCGCCAGUGGAACGUAGCAUACGUAUCGAAAUGUUGUUAAAACCCACAUCCGUGAAUCUCACAAAUAAACUGAAAGUCUUCUCAUCCGGCACUCAAUACAAUUUAACUUGUGUGGUUGCCGGUUCAGUGCCAGAUACAGAGAUACGAUGGACACAGAAUAAUCGACCCUUCAAAAGAGGAACGCUGACGACUACACAAAAUAAUGGCAAAGUCUUCUCAACCUUAUCCUUCCAUCCACAACCCGAGGACGAUGGCACAAUGCUGAAGUGUGAAGGUUCUAAUCCGCGUUUGCAGAACUCGGCAAUUGAAGACUCAGUAAUGUUGAAUGUGAUGUAUCCACCACAAGUGACAUUAUCGUUGGGCUCAACACUCAAACCGGAUGACAUUAAAGAAGGCGAUGAUGUUUACUUUGAGUGCCACAUCAAGGCCAACCCGAAGGAGCACCGCAUAACGUGGUCACAUGAUGGCAUCCCGGUCACACAGAACGUCUCGUGGGGCGUCAUCAUUUCCACACGUUCACUGGUUCUACAACGUGUGGCACGCGUACAUGCUGGCUUGUAUGCGUGUGCAGCGGCCAACGAUCGCGGUGAGACACAAAGUUCGCUGGUGAAUUUGCGUAUCCGAUAUGCGCCCGUUUGUAGCACUAAUACAAUAAUUGUGAUUGGCGCUUCGCUGGAGGAGGCUGUGCCCAUACCUUGUCGCGUUAAUUCCGAUCCACCGGAAAUUGAUUUUGAAUGGACUUUUUCAACGAGUGGUGAGCACUUUGAAGUACCGUCGGGUCAUUAUGCAACGAUACAGGAGGCCACGACGACUGGCGAUGUACAUCGAACUAUAAUCGAAGCAAAUGAUACACACUUUGAGACAUAUGUAGAAACCGUAAGCGAGUUGAUCUACACGCCAAAGGGUGAGCGAGACUAUGGCACAUUGGCAUGUUGGGGCCAGAAUUCAAUUGGCAAACAAUCAGAGCCAUGUUUAUUUCAAGUAGUGCCAGCAGCCAAGCCAGGAGCGUUGCGCAACUGUACAUUGCGUCCAUAUGUGGUGACCUCUGCCUCGCUAAAUUCAUCGAAUCAGACAACAAUGCAUGGCAAUCAGAUGCUUCCAGCACAAUAUGGGCGACACGAUUCAAAUUUUCCGCAUAUGGAGUAUGUACGUGAGCGGAAUAAUAACAAUGGCAACAACAAUAAGAGCGCCAGUUACAAUAGCAAUAGCAACAAUGCCAAUAAAAUUCACAAUUCCAAUGGCAAUCAUAAGGCAAGUGGUACCAGCAAAACCAAUAAUAAAAUCAACAAUGUUCUUAAUAAGCAACAGCAGCAGCAACGGAAAAAAAUGCCAACUACAAUGCUUCGCCAGCAGGAGCAGAAAUUGCAUUCUCAUCAACAACAACAACAACGGUCACUAGUGAAUAAACAACAGCAACAGCAACAAUUGCAACGCCUGAAAGAACGUACAUCAUUUACACCAUCUCAGACGCUGGCGGCAAUCAAGCGACAACAACAACUGCAAAGACAACAGCAGCAGCAACAAAAGCAUAACAAGGCAGCAUUAGUAGCAGGAGGAGCAACAGCAGGAAAAUCACCAGCUAAUGCUGGUGAUAGUAAAAAGUUGUUAGCAGCUGCAACGCGCAUGCCAAUGACUGACGGGGGCAUAGGAGUGCGACGUGAGGACGCUGCGGGUAUUGGAGCUGGAAUGUAUAUCAAUAACAAAACUGAUGGAUUACCCACGAAGAUGCGAGUGGACAACAAACAUCGAGUGAAACGUGCUGCUGAUGAGCAUGUAUCAACAACUACACAACACAACACCAACAGCAACAACAAUUCCAUUGCAAAGUACAAGCAAAAGAAGAAGAUGCAUAAGCAGACCUUGCCAGUGAAGGAGCUGCGGCUACAGCAGUCAAGAAAGCUAACUGCAAAGCAGCAGACGCAGAAGAAGAUGAAUGCGAACAAAAGGCAAAAAUCAAAUUUAUCACUGCCAACAGUUGCUCUUGGCGCUGCGACUGUCAUCAUCAAUGGCGGCAAUGCGCCGAACAACAAAAACAACAACAACCAUAACAAGCAAACGCCAGUAAAAAAGUACUACAAUUGGCGGCGAAAAAAUACGCACAAACGUGAUGUUGCAGCAGUGAUGAGUGAAGUAAUCCAUCAUUCAACGCUUAUGGCAUCAGCAACUUCAAAGGAAACGAUAAAAGGAGCAAACAGCGCAACCGUAAAUGAUGCAGCUGCUAAAGCGUCAGCCGCAUUUCGUCUAGCAAAAAGAGAAAUAACAACUGCAACGCCAAAUGAGUACGACCCACAUGCAACAUAUAUCGGCCAGAUUCGAGAAGAUUUAACGACAACAAUAGCACCUGUAGCAGCAGCUACAACCAACAACAACAACAUAACCACUAUUAGCAGCCCCCUUACCUCGCCAACUGGCAAUUUCAUCGACUCAACGCCAAGUAAUCAAGCGUACCAACAAAAUCUGCACCAGCUAACUCAAAGACAGCUUCAGCUACAGCAACAGCAACAGCCGCCCAUUGCCACUGAUGAUUUACCUGCGUCGGCCACAAGCACGCUCGAUAAGGUACGCAUACGCAAAUCUUUGACUGCUAAAAAUGCAGGCAUAGCAGCGGGUGUUGGUGGUAGUGCCAAUGUUGGCGGCAUUAACGAACAUCACUUUUCGCUGCACAGUAAAACCACCCAUCACAUUAACAACUUUACAAACAUUUCCAACAACAAUGCUAAUGCUGAAAGCGGCAAAGCCAAUAGUCACAAUGCCCCACCCAGUGCGCCUGAAAUAAGCAAUCACGCCGUCGCUUUUCAUCAUCAACAGCAGCAGCAACAACGUCAGCAGCAGCGAUCACAAAAAGAAGUACAACAAGAGCAAAACGAUAAUCGCGACACCGAUGUUAUUGGCAUGCAACGCGCAAUUAAUGAUCUCGCUUCCAGCUCGGAUGAAAGUGGUAGAGCAGCAGAACUUUUUGGCAAUAAAUUUGCUUAUGAAGACGAUGUAGGCGAUAUUGACAUGACGGUUGAUGAAGUGGAUGCUGGCGCAGACAUAGAAACUGUGCUGGAAGGUGAAGUGGAUAUUAUUAACGCCGAAAACGAUGCUGAUGCUGACGAAACCGACGAUGCUGAUGAUACGGACAUAAAUGGCGCUAUUGAGUUGGAUGAAGAGCUAUUGCCACCCACACUGAGCGCUUUGCAGAGUGCAUUUCAUUUGCCAGUCGAUGUGGCUGAGCCGUCAGAUAUGCCACAUUUCGAUUACUCACGCAUGGAGUAUAGUUUCAGUAAUGGCAUUGCUACGCAUAGUCUGGUUGGUGGAAGCGGUAUUGGCUUGGAUGGAAUUACCAAUGGUAAUGGAAAUGGUGUCGGCGGCGGCGGCGUCGGUGGGGGUGGUGGUGGUACAAUUAAUCUCGAAAAUUACGAUAACAUUGUUUACUCGACAAUGGAAUUAGAAUGUAUGCCAGGAUAUGAUGGUGGUCUGCAGCAACAGUUCUUUCUGGAGGCAUACGAUUCGAAGACAAAGAAGCUGCGUUUAAACACAUCGAGCACAUAUGCGGAUAUACCCAUCUUUCGUAUAGACUUGAGCGAUUUAACUUCCAUGGACUAUUAUCCCGAUCCUAAUCCAGCGCUUCAUCUUGUCGUCUACAGCGCCAAUCAAAAAGGACGUUCGGAACCUAUUGUACUAGAAAAUAUUCCAAUAAAUGAAGCCGAGAAACGUACAGAUGGACGUAUGGCUUCUAUCCUACCUCUCGCUGCUCUACUUACCGGCACUCUAUUCACAGUGGGCGUUGCAGUACUCUUCGUUGUGGUUAUUGCCGUACGCAGGAGACGCUGUCAAGGUGGGCGAAAUCUUUGCGACGACAAGGAUAAACAUUUGGGCAUGGAUGUCACGGUGACUGCUCCAUUGGAGACUGGAGCCGGUCAUCAACGGCUAGUCGUCGCGUACACUCUCAAACAGGGCAUCGAAAAACAACCAGAUAUUUUGAGUGCGCAAAAGAGUGCAACCGGCAGUGAUACAUCAUCACCGCUGGGAAAUAGACCUGGUGGUCUAUACCUCGGCGGUAAUGGAGCAGCCGGUAGUAAUUGCGGCGUAACUGGGAAUAAUUCAAACUUUACCACUGUAGCCAGUACAAAUGCAACGGCGGAUUAUGACACCACCACCAUCAGUUACAACGAUCCAAGCAAUACAAACGAUCCACUCAACAGUCCACCUUCACAAUCAAGCACCUUAAAAUUAGGCACCGAAGUACGCAAAAACUAUCAAAGUCCACAACAACCACUACUCUACGAUGCGUUGCCGCUAAAUAGACAUGACAUCUCACGAUACGAUCCGCUUGGCCUCAACUAUGGUGGCAGCAACAGCACACUAAAUUCCGCAGGCAGUACCGGCACCGCUUCAAAUAACAUAAAUAAUUCACAAUCCGCUGGAGCGACGUCGUCACACCCGUUAAUACAAAACAAUCUCAGCAAUGGGCAUUAUGUCAAUCACCAUACAUUGCCACACCCUUCCACAACAGCUGCACAUUCAAGCCUCCAUCUUAUGCAACAGCAACAACAACAACAACGUCAAUCAACAUUGCCGGCCGAUGAGCAACUAUCGAUUGCCGAUUAUCUCGCAGCGAGUAGUCUAAUCGAUUAUAAUUUAAGUAAAGCAGCUGCGGGGCUACCACCCGGCAUGACAACUAGCGCUAGCGGUAGCGGAAGUGGUCACAUGACUUUGCCCAAAGGCAUAGGCAUAGGCUCAAUACUGGGCGUCAGUGGCAGCAAUGGCGCGCUACUAUCACAAAGUUCGCACACAGCGAACAUUACACCAACAGCAACGAUUACACAAAAAACGAAUGCAAAUCGGAAUCAUAUUAUUACAGAUACACUACCGGGUCCUGAGAGUUGUGUUUAAAUUGUGUAGAGUAUAAAU